AUGGAGCCAUCCUCACCCCAGGAUGAGGGCCUGAGGAAGAAACAGCCCAAGAAGCCCGUUCCUGAGAUCCUGCCCAGGCCACCCCGGGCCUUGUUCUGCCUCACCUUGCAGAACCCGGUGAGGAAGGCCUGCAUCAGCAUCGUGGAAUGGAAACCCUUCGAGACCAUCAUCUUGCUCACCAUCUUUGCCAACUGCGUGGCCCUAGCUGUGUACCUGCCCAUGCCAGAGGACGACAACAACACCUUGAACCUCGGCCUGGAGAAACUGGAGUACUUCUUCCUCAUCGUCUUCUCCAUUGAGGCUGCGAUGAAGAUCAUUGCCUACGGCUUCCUGUUCCACCAGGACGCCUACCUGCGCAGUGGCUGGAACGUGCUGGACUUUAUCAUCGUCUUCCUGGGGGUGUUCACCGUGAUUCUGGAACAGGUUAACGUCAUCCAAAGCCACACAGCCCCCCUGAGCAACAAAGGGGCCGGCCUGGACGUCAAGGCCCUGAGAGCCUUCCGUGUGCUCAGACCCCUCCGGCUGGUGUCGGGGGUGCCCAGCCUGCAGGUGGUCCUCAACUCCAUCUUCAAGGCCAUGCUCCCCUUGUUCCACAUCGCCCUGCUCGUCCUCUUCAUGGUCAUCAUUUACGCCAUCAUUGGGCUGGAGCUUUUCAAGGGCAAGAUGCACAAGACUUGCUACUUCACUGGGACAGAUAUCGUGGCCACAGUGGAAAACGAGAAGCCCUCACCCUGUGCCCGGAUGGGCUCAGGGCGCCGGUGCACCAUCAAUGGCAGCGAGUGUCGGGGUGGCUGGCCGGGGCCCAACCACGGUAUCACCCACUUCGACAACUUCGGCUUCUCCAUGCUCACCGUGUACCAGUGCAUCACCAUGGAGGGCUGGACCGACGUCCUUUACUGGGUGAACGAUGCCAUUGGGAACGAGUGGCCCUGGAUCUAUUUUGUCACCCUGAUUCUGCUGGGGUCCUUCUUCAUCCUCAACCUGGUCCUGGGUGUCCUGAGUGGAGAAUUCACCAAGGAGCGGGAGAAGGCCAAGUCCAGGGGGACUUUCCAGAAGCUCCGGGAGAAGCAGCAGCUGGAGGAGGAUCUGCGUGGCUAUAUGAGCUGGAUCACGCAGGGCGAGGUCAUGGACGUGGAUGACCUGAGAGAAGGGAAGUUGUCUUUGGAAGAAGGCGGCUCUGACACAGAAAGCCUGUAUGAAAUCGAGGGCUUGGACAAAAUCAUCAAGUUCAUCCGACACUGGAGGCACUGGAACCGCAUCUUUCGCUGGAAGUGCCACGACGUGGUGAAGUCCAGAGUCUUCUACUGGCUGGUCAUCCUGAUCGUCGCCCUCAACACUGUGUCCAUCGCCUCUGAGCACCACCACCAGCCACUCUGGUUGACUCACUUGCAAGAUGUUGCCAACCGGGUGCUGCUGUCGCUCUUCACCGUGGAGAUGCUGAUGAAGAUGUACGGGCUGGGCCUGCGCCAGUACUUCAUGUCAGUCUUCAACCGCUUCGACUGCUUCGUGGUGUGCAGCGGUGUCCUGGAGAUCCUGCUGGUGGAGUCAGGCGCCAUGAACCCGUUGGGCAUCUCUGUGCUGCGUUGCAUCCGCCUGCUCCGGCUCUUCAAGAUCACCAAAUACUGGACGUCACUAAGCAACCUGGUGGCUUCCCUGCUCAACUCUGUCCGCUCCAUUGCCUCCCUGCUGCUGCUGCUCUUCCUCUUCAUCGUCAUCUUUGCCCUGCUGGGCAUGCAGCUCUUCGGGGGCAGGUACGACUUUGAGGACACUGAGGAACGGCGCAGCAACUUUGACACCUUCCCGCAGGCCCUCAUCAGUGUCUUCCAGGUCCUGACAGGGGAGGACUGGACCUCCGUGAUGUACAACGGGAUCAUGGCCUACGGCGGCCCGUCCUACCCCGGAGUGCUCGUGUGCAUUUAUUUCAUCAUCCUGUUCAUCUGUGGCAACUAUAUCCUGCUCAACGUCUUCCUGGCCAUCGCUGUGGACAACCUGGCUGAGGCGGAGAGCCUCACUUCUGCCCAGAAGGCCAAGGCCGAGGAGAGGAAGCGCAGGAAGCUGUCCAAGGGUCUCCCAGACAAGUCGGAGGAGGAGAAGUCAGUGAUGGCCAGGAAGCUGGAACAGAAACCCAAGGGCGAGAACAUCCCCACCACCGCCAAGCUGAAAAUCGAUGAGUUUGAAUCAAAUGUGAACGAGGUGAAGGACCCCUACCCCUCGGCUGACUUCCCAGGGGAUGAUGAAGAAGAUGAGCCUGAGAUCCCGCUGAGCCCCCGGCCACGACCACUGGCUGAGCUACAGCUGAAGGAGAAGGCUGUGCCCAUUCCCGAAGCCAGCUCCUUCUUCAUCUUCAGCCCCACCAAUAAGAUCCGCGUCCUGUGUCACCGCAUCGUCAAUGCCACCUGGUUCACCAACUUCAUCCUGCUCUUCAUCCUGCUCAGCAGUGCCGCCCUGGCCGCCGAGGACCCCAUCCGGGCGGAGUCUGUGAGGAAUCAGAUCCUUGGAUACUUUGACAUUGCCUUCACCUCAGUCUUCACGGUGGAGAUUGUCCUCAAGAUGACGACCUAUGGUGCCUUCCUGCACAAAGGCUCCUUCUGCCGCAACUACUUCAACAUCCUGGACCUGCUGGUGGUGGCUGUGUCCCUCAUCUCCAUGGGCCUCGAGUCCAGUGCCAUCUCGGUGGUGAAAAUCCUGAGGGUGCUGAGGGUGCUCCGGCCCCUCCGGGCCAUCAACAGAGCCAAAGGGCUGAAGCACGUGGUGCAGUGUAUGUUCGUGGCCAUCAGCACUAUCGGGAAUAUUGUCCUGGUCACCACCUUCCUACAGUUCAUGUUCGCCUGCAUUGGCGUCCAGCUCUUCAAGGGGAAGUUCUUCAGCUGCAACGACUUAUCCAAGAUGACAGAAGAGGAGUGCAGGGGCUAUUACUACGUGUACAAGGACGGGGACCCCACGCAGAUACAGCUGCGUCGACGCGAGUGGGUUCACAACGACUUCCACUUCGACAACGUGUUCUCAGCCAUGAUGUCGCUCUUCACAGUCUCCACUUUUGAGGGGUGGCCUCAGCUUCUGUACAAGGCCAUAGAUUCACACGCAGAGGACAUGGGCCCCAUCUACAACAACCGCGUGGAGAUGGCCAUCUUCUUUAUCAUCUACAUCAUCCUCAUCGCCUUCUUCAUGAUGAACAUCUUUGUGGGCUUCGUCAUCGUCACCUUCCAGGAGCAGGGAGAGACUGAAUACAAGAACUGUGAGCUGGACAAGAACCAGCGCCAGUGUGUGCAGUAUGCCCUGAAGGCCCGCCCACUGAGGUGCUACAUCCCCAAAAACCCCUACCAGUACCAGGUAUGGUACAUCGUCACCUCCUCCUACUUCGAAUACCUGAUGUUCGCCCUCAUCAUGCUCAACACCAUCUGCCUGGGCAUGCAGCACUACAACCAGUCAGAGCAGAUGAACCACAUCUCGGACAUCCUCAAUGUGGCCUUCACCAUCAUCUUCACUUUAGAGAUGGUCCUCAAGCUCAUGGCAUUCAAGGCCAAGGGCUAUUUUGGAGACCCCUGGAAUGUGUUUGACUUCUUGAUUGUCAUCGGCAGCAUCAUUGAUGUCAUCCUCAGUGAGAUUGAUACUUUCCUGGCCUCCAGCGGGGGACUGUAUUGCCUGGGUGGAGGCUGCGGGAACGUUGAUCCAGACGAGAGUGCCCGCAUCUCCAGCGCCUUCUUCCGCCUGUUCCGGGUCAUGAGGCUGAUCAAGCUGCUGAGCCGGGCCGAGGGCGUGCGCACGCUGCUGUGGACGUUCAUCAAGUCCUUCCAGGCCCUGCCCUACGUGGCUCUGCUCAUAGUGAUGCUCUUCUUCAUCUAUGCUGUCAUCGGCAUGCAGAUGUUCGGAAAGAUCGCCCUGGUGGACGGGACCCAGAUAAACCGCAACAACAACUUCCAGACCUUCCCGCAGGCUGUGCUGCUGCUCUUCAGGUGCGCGACAGGUGAGGCGUGGCAGGAGAUCCUCCUGGCCUGUAGCUAUGGCAAGCUGUGCGACCCUGAGUCGGACUACGCCCCGGGUGAGGAGUACACGUGUGGCACCGGCUUCGCCUACUACUACUUCAUCAGCUUCUACAUGCUCUGCGCCUUCCUGAUCAUCAACCUCUUUGUGGCUGUCAUCAUGGACAACUUUGACUACCUCACGCGGGACUGGUCCAUCCUGGGCCCCCAUCACCUGGAUGAGUUCAAGGCCAUCUGGGCAGAGUACGACCCGGAGGCCACGGGCAGAAUCAAACACCUGGAUGUGGUGACCCUGCUGAGGAGGAUCCAGCCCCCUCUGGGCUUUGGGAAAUUCUGCCCCCACCGGGUGGCAUGUAAGCGCCUGGUGGGCAUGAACAUGCCGCUGAACAGCGAUGGCACCGUCACCUUCAACGCCACUCUCUUUGCCCUGGUCCGCACGGCACUGAAGAUCAAGACGGAAGGUAACUUUGAGCAGGCCAACGAGGAGCUGAGGGCCAUCAUCAAGAAGAUCUGGAAGAGAACCAGCAUGAAGCUCCUAGACCAGGUCAUCCCGCCAAUCGGAGAUGAUGAGGUGACUGUGGGGAAGUUCUAUGCCACAUUCCUCAUCCAGGAGCACUUCCGGAAGUUCAUGAAGCGCCAGGAGGAGUACUAUGGGUAUCGCCCCAAGAAGGACACGGUACAGAUCCAGGCUGGUCUGCGGACCAUUGAGGAGGAGGCUGCCCCUGAGAUCCGCCGCACCAUCUCCGGGGACCUGACGGCUGAAGAGGAGCUGGAGAGAGCCAUGGAGGAGGCCGCAAUGGAGGAGGGCAUAUUCCGGAGGACUGGAGGCCUGUUUGGCCAGGUGGACAACUUCCUGGAAAGGACCAACUCCCUCGCUCCCAUGAUGGCCAACCAGAGACCCCUCCAGUUCACUGAGAUAGAGAUGGAAGAGCUGGAAUCACCUGUCUUCUUGGAGGACUUCCCUCAAGAUCCAAGCACCCAUCCUCUUGCUCAUGCCAAUACUAACAACGCCAACGCCAAUACUGCCUAUGGCAACAGCAACCAUAGCAACAACCAGGCGUUGUCCAGCAUCCACUAUGAAAGGGGGUUCCCUGGAAAGGCAGAGCCACCUGCUGCCCAAGGAGGAGCCCACAGCCGACCCCAAAGGGCCCUAGGACCCCACAGCAAAGCCCAUGUGGAAAGGCUGAGAGGACAGCUGACCCGUGGAGCAGUGCCCAGUGUCCAGGCCACUCCUGCCCUCUGCCAGUGGACCAGGGAAACGCCUCCCCUGCCUGAGGAGAGGGAGAGCCCCACCCCAGGCUGUCAGUCUGAGGAGACGCCCCACAGCCGUAGAACCGAGGGGAGUCCUUCCCGGUGCCCGGCUCCAGCAACAGCCCUCCUGAUUCAAGAGGCUCUGGUUAGAGGGGGCCUGGACACCCUGGCGGCUGACACUGGCUUCAUCCUAGUAACUGGCCAUGCCCUGGCAGAGGCCUGCCAGAUGGACCCAGAGGACGUGGAGGUGGCAGCCGCAGAGCUGCUGAAAGGACGGGAGUCCCCAGAGGGCGUGGACCGUGGCCCCGGAUGCCUGAGCCUCAGGUCUUCCGUGGGCAGCCUCGACCAGCGUCAGGGCUCUCAGGAGACCCUGAUCCUCCACAGGCUGUGAGAGCCCAGCCCUCAGCAGAUGGACAGAGCGCCGGCAUGGCCAAGGCUGGGGAAGGGGGUUCCAGAGUGGAGGAGGAGGCCUCCCUCCUUGGCAACUAAAUGGGUGCACUGAGUAGGGGGGGCCGGGAUCUACCUCCAGGUCAGGAGGAAGCGGCUGACGCCCUUCUCACCAGCGGGAGCUGUGACUGGGUACAGCUUCUGCUGUCAUUCAAACAGGCCUGCCCAGAGCCAGGGGCGUCUGGCUCAAGGCCACUCUCAGCAGCAGGACA
Molecule: messenger RNA, 5890 nt
Organism: Condylura cristata (star-nosed mole)
Lineage: Eukaryota; Metazoa; Chordata; Mammalia; Eulipotyphla; Talpidae
Gene: CACNA1S
Product: calcium channel, voltage-dependent, L type, alpha 1S subunit
Exons: 44
Coding region: 1-5622 (1873 amino acids)
Biological process (GO): calcium ion import across plasma membrane
Cellular component (GO): membrane; voltage-gated calcium channel complex
Molecular function (GO): high voltage-gated calcium channel activity
Source: RefSeq, a predicted model, not a curated record